UCAUGUGUGAGUGGUCAUGCAUUCAUCCCAGGGCUCAUGUGUGGAGGUCAGAGGACAACUUGGAAUCACUUCUCACCUUCCACCAUGUGGGUCCUGGGAGUCGAACUCAGAUUCUCAAGGCUGGUAACAAGCACCUUUACCCAAUGAGCCAUCUCGCUGUCCUCCAGAAAUCAGAUUACUUAGGGAAGGCUGUUAGUCUCCUGGCCUGGUUAGUAGUAAUAGGCAUUUAUUGAGUGCUGGUUUUGUAGCUGGCACUGUACUGAGGGUUUAAUAUGCACUGCCUUGUUUAGCCUUAAUGACAGCAUGGUGAGGUUGGGACAAGAGACUCCGAGAGGUUAAGUAACCCGAGUGAGGCAGCACAGCUAGAAUCCCAGGAAUGAUUUGAAUUCAGGCCUGUGGCACAGGGCACCCUCCCAACUCUGGUUGGCCUGGAACUCACAGAGAUUCACUACCUCUAUCUCUUCCCCUGCCCCUACCCCAUGCUGGGAUCAAAGGUGUAUGCCAUCACACCCAGCUCUCAUGCUGUUUUGACUUCAGGUGGAUCCCAGCCUCAAUACCUCUUGUGAUCAUCUCUGACAGCCUAGCCCCCGGGCCCAAGGAUGGCAGAGACAAAAGACCUUGCUCAGCUUCGGCGGCUCAAUCUAGAGCUCCUGAGGCAGCUGUGGGCUGGGCAGGAUGCCGUGCGUCGGUCUGUGGCAAGGGCAGCCUCAAAGUGUAAAACUGAGGCCUUGGGAGGCAGAGACAGGACUGGGGCACUGCUGAGGCUGGAGGAAGAUAAAGACCAAGAUUCCUGGUGUCCAGAGCAGGUUGCAGUGAGUGGGCAGUGGCCAGGAGGCCACUUGGGUGACCUCGCCUGUCUUCUCCAGUCAAACCUGGAUUCUAGUUGCCACUUCGAGUCAGAGACUCCACCUUCCUCAGAGACAACACCUUCCCUAAAGACACCACCGUUCCCAGAGUCUUCCUCCACCUCCUCCAGGGCCUCCAGCUCACAGGACAAAAGUCAUAUGUGCGACCCACUGGACAGCCAUCAAGGCAACACCCAUGAUACAUCCUGGUGUGGCAGGGCCAGUUCCAGUGUGGACUCUCUCCCACCUGUCACAUACCAACACCCAGAGCCUCUGGGUGGACAGAGACCCCACUCAGCACCCUCGCCACCUAUUGAAGGUCUGAAGGAACCUGUGCCUUCAGGGGGAGCAAAAGAUCUGGGGCCCCAGGAAACAGAGGGCCUAAGGUCUUCCCUGUCACGACAAAGAAAGGCAUCCAAGCCCAGAGUGACCUUCUUCCAGGAGUCGAUGAUGCCUGAGAGCAGCUGGCGCCUCUGGCCAUACCUGGGCUACGAUUGGAUUGCAGGGUCCCUGGACAAUCGUUCUCAGGUCACCAGUGAGCCUGAGGCCUUCUUUUCGACGCUGCAGAAGUUUCGGGAAACCAACAAAGAGGACUGUGUGUGCAGCUCUCCUGAAGCUGUGUUCCCAGGCCUGCAAGACAGCAGUGGCAUGGAGGAGGGCCACCAGUGUGAGUAUAGGCUUCCAGCAUCACCAGUGGUGAUCCAUCUUUACUCUGCCUGGGCCUAUCCCCCAAGUCAAGGUGUGUACUGCUACCGUAUCAACCGACGCCUGUUUCCUGUGCCAGUGGAUCCUGGUGCCCCCUGCCACCUGUGUGGGAUACCUCGGGGCCAGAGGGACAAUGAGAGCUUGGUGAAUCCAGCCCAGGUCAGGGUGAGCAUGCCAGUGUCCAUCCUGGACCCCCCACACCGGUACCGAAUUCACCGACGGAAGAGCUUUGACGCCUCAGACACACUGGCUCUGCCUCAGCACUGUCUGCUGGGCUGGGACACCUUCCCUCCGAAGUCUGAGAAAAGCUCUGCCUCCAAGAGCCUAGACCUCUGGUCUUCUGUCCAUGAGCUACAAAGUCAGCAUCUGUCGGCUGCCACCCCAUCUCGUCUGGUAGGAUCCAGGGCCUUGCCAGCACGGGUCCCACCGCCCACUCUGAUCUGGUCAGAGCCCCUGGUUCCCCAACUCCACAACCUUCACUAAAGGCUCUGAAGACUGACCACUGGAGGAUGAGCCUUCCUGCCAGCCUCUCCUGAGGAGGCAGCACCUGAGAGACAGAAGCGGACAAGAUAAGGCAGAAGCCUGACGUGGGGGUGGCUGUGCUUGCUCUCUGGGGUUGGGCAGGUGGGAGGCCAAAGCCUAGCCCUGCUUCCUGGGGUCUAGAAAGUAGGAACUCCAGGGUGGAGGGUAAGGGGAUGCUGUGACUAGUUUGAAAAUAAAGCUUAGGGCUCUGUAGUUCCCACA
Messenger RNA from Nannospalax galili (Upper Galilee mountains blind mole rat), 2294 nucleotides. RefSeq names its product migration and invasion inhibitory protein (gene Miip). The record is from RefSeq and is a predicted model, not a curated record. The transcript has 9 exons. Bases 600 to 2033 code for a protein of 477 amino acids. Lineage: Eukaryota; Metazoa; Chordata; Mammalia; Rodentia; Spalacidae. Gene Ontology annotation, biological process: negative regulation of G2/M transition of mitotic cell cycle; negative regulation of cell migration.